CGCUAUUUUGGAUUCAUUAUAUUUUUUAGUCUGGAUUGAGUUGUUACAUCGCGAUAUCGACAUCUGUACUAUACUGUUAGUAAAGAUAUUAAAAGAUGUUUCUGAAAGAAUAUAGGGUUUGCAUGCCCCUCACUGUGGAAGAGUACCGCAUAGGGCAGCUAUACAUGAUAGCACGCCACAGUGCUGAGGAAACCAAAGGAAGUGGUGAUGGGAUAGAAACGGUAGUCAACAAGCCGUGUAGUGACGAAGAACAUGGGGAGGGUUUCUACACAGAGAAGAAGAUGUAUCUCACAAGUCGAAUGCCAGGCUGGGUCCAGUCUAUGAUACCGAGAAUAUUCUAUGUCACAGAGAAAUCUUGGAACUAUUACCCUUUCACAAAAACAGAAUACACAUGCUCCUUUGUUCCCAAAUUCUUGAUUGAGAUUGAGACAAAUUACGAGAACAACAAUGGAUCCUCUGACAAUGCAGUGGACUUAAAUGAGGAGAUGCUUGCAUUAAGGCAGGUGGAUUAUGUCGACAUUGCUUUUGAUCAACUAUCCAGUGGAGAGUAUGAUGAAAAACAGGACUGCACAAAGUUCCAGUCUACGAAGACAGGCAGAGGUCCUCUAAUGGAGGGUUGGAGAGACACAACGCAACCCAUUAUGUGCUCAUAUAAAGUGGUGAAGGUAUUCUUUGAAGUGUGGGGACUACAAAGCAAGGUGGAAUCGUCAGUGCAUAGAGCAAUUAGAGAUAUCUUGAUCAGGGGGCACAAGCAAGCAUUCAUUUGGAUGGAUGAAUGGUUUGGAAUGACAUUGGAAGAUGUUCGGAAAUAUGAGGAUGAGCUUCAACAACAAACAAAUGCAAGAGUUGUUCAUGGAUUGAACACACAAGAAGCUUCAUAAGCAUGCAGAUCAUGACAAUAAUUUAUUAUUACGAAAUUUUAUUUUUUAUUUCUCUAAAUUGUUUGUCGUUCUGUUUGUGAAGCAUGAAGACUAUAAUUAUGUCAAUUAUAUAAAUCAAUUUUAUAAUUUGUUGGAAAUAACAUUAUCAUAUAAUUAUAUAUACAUUACACACA
Molecule: messenger RNA, 1054 nt
Organism: Halichondria panicea
Lineage: Eukaryota; Metazoa; Porifera; Demospongiae; Suberitida; Halichondriidae
Product: cytoplasmic phosphatidylinositol transfer protein 1-like
Exons: 10
Coding region: 96-881 (261 amino acids)
Biological process (GO): phospholipid transport
Cellular component (GO): cytoplasm
Molecular function (GO): phosphatidylinositol transfer activity; phosphatidylinositol binding
Source: RefSeq, a predicted model, not a curated record